Messenger RNA from Benincasa hispida (wax gourd), 417 nucleotides. NCBI's taxonomy places the organism in Eukaryota, Viridiplantae, Streptophyta, Magnoliopsida, Cucurbitales, Cucurbitaceae. The record is from RefSeq and is a predicted model, not a curated record.
AUGCGACAAGUGCCAACGCAUAGGAAACAUUUCAUGAAAGAAUGCGAUACCAAUGAAUAUUAUAUUAGAAUCGGAACUCUUCGACGUGUAGGCCAAGCCGAGGUGUCUAAAAGGGAAAUCAAGCUGGUCCUAAAGAAGGUGGUGAAUCCUUCACGCAAAGAUUGGUCCAUGAAGCUGGAUGGUGUCUUGUGGGCAUACAAGAUCGCCUAUAAAACACCUAUAGGAAUGUCCCCAUAUGCACUGGUGUUUAGGAAGGCAUGUCACUUACCACUGGAAUUGGAGCACAAAGCACUGUGGCCAGUGAAGAAGCUCAAUUUUGAUUUGAAGACUAUAGGGGAGGAAAGAAAACUUCAGUUACUCGGGCUAGACGAAUGGAGAAUUCAAGCAUAUAAAAAUGCCAAGAUCUACAAGGAAUGA